Molecule: messenger RNA, 1758 nt
Organism: Dendroctonus ponderosae (mountain pine beetle)
Lineage: Eukaryota; Metazoa; Arthropoda; Insecta; Coleoptera; Curculionidae
Gene: Mon1
Product: vacuolar fusion protein MON1 homolog A
Exons: 4
Coding region: 132-1577 (481 amino acids)
Biological process (GO): protein targeting to vacuole; endosome to lysosome transport via multivesicular body sorting pathway
Source: RefSeq, a predicted model, not a curated record
AUCUUCCUAAAAGUCACUCCUAGUGAUUUAGGUUAUAAAAACUUAAACAACCCCCAAAGUAAACAAACCUAAUUAUGAUUAGUUUAUUUAAUUAGAUUAAUAUAAUAGUGUCUUAAGUCCCCAUAAUCGCCAUGGCAGAGUUCGAUAUAGAGCCGGGAGCUGCCAGAGACAGUGUGUUAAUAGCUUCGGGGUCGUUUGACAAUUUCGAGCAAAUGAGCUCCAGUUUGGAAGAAAUUAUCACAGAAAACGCAGUUUCUUCACGAGAAGACCUAAAUCUGAUAGGAGCCCAAGCGGACAAUGGCGAGGAGUCGUCCAGUAAAGCUGAAAAUGGGGUAGAACCUGAAGAGGAAAUAGAGAACUCUGUGGAAUGGACCUCAAAGAAGAAGCAUAUAUUUGUAUUGAGUACGGCAGGGAAACCUAUCUAUUCUAGAUAUGGAAAUGAAGAUAAGUUGGCCUGGCUAUUUGGGGUCAUGUUAGGCCUAUUCAAGUAUAGUCGCGACAGCAUCAAGAGCAUCCAUGCCGGCGAUACCACCUAUGUGUUUCUGUCCAAAAAACCCUUAAUUCUAGUGGCUGUUUCAAAAACUGGGGAGAGUGUUAGUCAGCUGACAUUGCAGCUAAAUUAUGUAUUCAACCAAAUAGUCAGUAUGUUAACGCUGAAAAGGCUAACAAAGACGUAUGAUGAGAGACCCAACUACGAUCUGCGAAGACUGUUGACUGGAGUGGACAGGCUGAUUGAUCAUCUGCUGGACUUCUCUGAAACAGAGCCAGCUUUUACUCUGGGGGCCAUACAGUGUCUACCGCUCGCUUUGCCGGAUCGAGAUUCUAUCAGCAAGGCCAUUAAGGACGCCUGCAGUAAAAUAAAGAACUUGGUAUUUGCAAUUCUUCUGGGAAACAACCGCCUGAUCACCAUCGUCCAAAUGAAAAAGUACCAUCUGCACCCGAUGGAUCUGCAUCUGAUCUUCAAUCUAGUGCUGGCUAACGAAAGCUUGAAGUACUCGGAAAGUUGGACCCCGUUCUGUUUGCCCCGAUUCGAUAACAGCGGCUUUCUGUACGCGCACGUUUCGUAUCUAGCGGACGAUUGCCAGGCCUGUUUGCUGCUCUUGACGGUCGAACGCGACGUGUUUUUUCCUCUAAGCGGCGCCAAACAGAAAAUUGUGGAAAAACUGCGAAUCAACGGCGGAAUGGAGCACAUCAAUGCGUCGCUUGCCUCAUUGGAGGAAAGCGCUUUAGCGGCCGGAUUUCCGGAGGUGCGCCACUACUUGUACAAGUGCAAAUCGACCGCUCAGUUCUAUCAACCAGCCGCAUGUCCGCCUUAUGCCAGAGAUCGCAUCAAACUGAUGGAGCUUUACAAGAGGGCCCAUCAUAAAAUGCACUAUUCGAGCAGGUCUUUAAAGCUCAGCUUUGAACGGUCAGCGGAUGAGGCCGUCUUCUCUUGGGACACUAAGGGGUUCGAGCUGUAUGCGAUCUUCGAACCGCUAAUUGAAACUUCAAGUGCAAUCAUGAGCGUGAGUAAGUUACUGAACUGGAUUAAGAAACGGGAAGAUAAGCUGUUCCAUUUAAAUGCUUAUACUUUUUGAGUCAGUUGAUACCACAAAUCAGCUAAAGCUUUACUAAACGGAUAUCAAAUUGUUCCUGGGAAUUAAUUUUACUUAGAUUACUAAAUAAAAAGUGGCGUUUUCCUUUAAUUUCCCGGGCAUUGUUAUAAGUCAUUAAAUUCUAAUCGUUAUAUAUUUAUGAACAAUUAAAAACUGUCUCUAA